CUCUCUCUCUCCUGUUCUAAUCUCUGAAAUCUUGGAGCUGAAUUUUUCGAGAAAAGAAAAUAAAAGAAAAGAAAGGAAAGGAAAAGAAUCUGUUUUUUCCGUACAUUGUUCGAAGCGGAUCAGUUCUGAGAAUCUCAUUUUCCUUCUCUCCGGCAAAUUUUUCUUUUUUCUCGAAUCCUCCGAUCUCGGAGCUCCUAGCGGUUUAUGUCGCUUAAGGUUUCGUCAUGAACAUCAACUCCCAGCCACACACAAGUGAAAAUGGAACGUAUGAUGAAAAUGCUGGAAUAGAGGAAAAGUUUGGCAACAUGUCUCAGGGUUAUCAAAUAUCAUCUCUGGUGGAGUGGUUAGAUGACAUGCUUCCUCAUCUGAGGUUGUCACCGGAAGCAUCAAGGGAGGAGAUAAGGGUGUCCUUGAUUGAUGGCACUGUUUUGUGCAGUAUUUUGAAUAAACUAUGUCCUGGUUCGGUAGAAAUGGUUGCCAGCUCUGGUCCAGAUGCCACUAAUGUUAAAAGGUUUCUUGCUGCUAUGGAUGAAUUAGGUUUGCCUAGCUUUGAGAUUUCAGAUCUAGAGCGGGGAUCUUUGGCUCCAGUUUUGCAAUGUCUUAGUACACUCAGAGCAGCUUUUGAUUACGGUUCUGAGGAAGAGAAUGAUGAAACUCAUUCAAGAAAGAAAUGGGAUUUGUCAGAGGUAGAAUCAUUGAAGGGUAUGGAUUCUUCAGGAGUCCAAAAUGGAGGCGGAAUGCAAAGAAGUUUAACAGAUUCCUCUCCUGUUUUAUUAGAACCAUCACCUGCUUUUGUGCAAGUAAUUGGACAGAAGGUUCAUGAGGUGUUAUCAAGACAAGGGUAUCAUGCAGAUUUCUCUGAUGAUAAGAUUUUGGAAUUCAUUAACUCACAUAGUUUGGACAACACAUCCACUCAAUCUUUCUUUAAUCUGGUGAACCAGAUUUUGGAAGAUAGCAUCCAAACGAAGAAUGGGGAUCUUCCUAAUCGUGUUGCGUAUCUGUUGAGAAAAGUCAUGCAAGUGAUUGAGCAGCGAAUCUCAUAUCAAGCAAACAAAUUCAAAAAUCACAACAAUCUCUUUAAGGCUCGUGAGGAGAAGUAUCAAGCAAAACUCAGAGUUCUUGAAACCCUUGCGAUGGGGACAACUGAAGAACAUGAGGUUGUCUUGGAUCAGCUUCAGCUUAUAAAGUCUGAAAAAUUAAAGCUAGAGGAAAAGAAAAAACUUGAAGAGAAUGACGUGGAGAAAAUAACGAGAGAAAAGGAACAUCGUGAAAGUGAGAUUUCAAGACUUGAACAAGAAUUAGAAUUGACUAGAAAAAGACACGAAAGUCACUGUUUGCAGUUAGAGGAAAAUGCCAACGAGGCAAAAGUAGAGUUCGACAAAAAGUUAAAAGAUUUUGAGAGAGAAUUAAUCGAUUCAAAGAAGAAGGUGAAAGAAUUAGAAUCCUUUGCGGAAUCUAAAUCAAGGCGAUGGAAAAGGAAAGAGCGUACUUACCAAAGCUUUGUAAACUUCCAAUUUGGAGCAUUACAGGAAUUAAGAGCUGCACUAGAGUCGACAAAACAUGAAAUCUUGAAGAACAAAAGAAGUUGCUCCGAAGAAUUCAAUUACUUAGGUUUAAAGCUAAAAGGACUUGCGGAUGCUGCUGAAAAUUAUCAUGUAGUUCUUGCAGAAAAUAGAAGAUUGUACAAUGAGGUUCAGGAUUUAAAAGGUAAUAUUAGAGUGUACUGUCGCAUAAGACCAUUUCUUCCAGGGCAAAGUAAGAAACACACUGCAAUAGAAUACGUUGGAGAGAAUGGUGAUUUAGUCAUUGCAAACCCCUCCAAACAAGGAAGCCAUAGGCUCUUCAAAUUCAACAAAGUGUUUGGUUCUACAGCUACCCAAGAGGAGGUUUUCUUAGACACUCAACCAUUAAUCCGAUCUGUCCUUGAUGGAUACAAUGUAUGUAUAUUUGCAUACGGUCAAACGGGGUCAGGAAAGACCUAUACAAUGAGUGGGCCUAGCAUAUCAUCAACAGUGGACUGGGGUGUCAACUAUCGAGCACUUAAUGAUCUUUUUCAAAUCUCUCAAAGCAGGAAGAGCUCUAUUGCUUAUGAAAUUGGUGUUCAAAUGGUUGAGAUAUACAAUGAACAAGUCCGUGACCUACUCUCAAAUGAGAGUUCUCAGAAAAGACUUGGGAUUUGGAGUACUACCCAACCAAAUGGGUUAGCUGUCCCUGAUGCAAGUAUGCAUCUUGUUAAUUCAACUAAAGAUGUCUUGGAGUUGAUGAAUAUUGGAUUAAUGAAUAGGGCAGUUGGUGCAACAGCCCUGAACGAAAGGAGUAGCAGAUCCCACAGUGUUCUUACUGUCCAUGUUCGUGGCACGGACCUAAAGACUGAUACCCUUCUACGUGGUAGUUUACAUUUGGUAGAUCUUGCUGGUAGUGAGAGAGUUGAUCGAUCUGAAGCCACUGGAGAUCGACUUCGGGAGGCACAACAUAUAAAUAAGUCACUAUCAGCUCUUGGAGAUGUGAUCUUUGCUCUAGCACAAAAGAGUUCUCACGUGCCAUAUAGAAAUAGCAAAUUAACUCAAGUCCUUCAGAGCUCUUUAGGUGGUCAAGCGAAAACUCUUAUGUUUGUACAGUUGAAUCCUGAUGUAGAAUCCUACUCUGAAACUAUAAGUACUUUGAAAUUUGCGGAGAGGGUUUCUGGUGUUGAAUUAGGUGCUGCACGAAGCAACAAAGAGGGAAGAGACGUUAGAGAACUCAUGGAACAGGUGGCGUCCCUUAAGGAUGUGAUUGCGAAGAAAGAUGAGGAGAUUGACCAGUUGCUGAAGGCCAAUGGCAAUGGCGUGAAGCAUGGUAUGAGUUCACUAAGAUAUGGAUCUUCAUCUCCAAGAAGGCAAUCAAUAGGGACUCCUCGACAGAGCCAUAGGAAAGGAUCAGCACUAAGUGAAAAAGCUGCUUCUGAUAUGGACAAUUGUUCAGAAUAUAGUGAGAAACAGUCUGAAGCUGGUUCGCAGCAGUCGGUCGAUGACUUCAGAAAUCUAAAGGAAAAUUCCACUCAGUCGAGUAUGAGAAGAGAUGCAAGUCAGAAUUUAAAUGAGGACUUUGAGCUCUUGGGCUUUGGAGAUGGGGAUUCAGAGGAGAGACUGAGUGAUAUAUCUGAUGGUGGUCUUUCAAUGGGAACAGAAACCGAUGGUUCCAUAAGCAGCGUUGUGGAGUACACUCUAUUCCCUGAAGUAGCAAAACCACUGGAAAACACGAAAGCUGAUAAUGGGCAAGCUGAAAAGCGUCAAACAGACUCCAUACAAUCUAAGAAAAUCCAGACAGAGACCAGUCAAGCAGAAAGAAAACAAUCUGAGAAAACCCAGACAGAGACCAGUCAAGCAGAAAGAAAACAAUCUGAGAACACACAGAAGCUAACUCUACCAUCUAAACUCCCAAGGCCUCCUCAGAAGCUGGCGUCAAUGAAAUCAUCUCGAUUGUCAUUGUCCCGAAGUUCCUCAACCUCGAAAGUUUUGUCCAGUGCUAAGAAACCCACUGCUACUGCAGGCAGCUCCUCGGCAACGAAGUCUCUCAGAAAAUGGCAGUAACUGGCAAUUUGGAUAGCAGUAGAUUUGCUAGACCUGUUUUUAAUGCACCAUUGUUUUAGGAAGCUAAGGUAGUUUGUAUUUCCAAUUCUUCUUCUGCUGCUUUCACUUGUCUAAUAUUUGAAGAGGCAAUUGAAAACCUGUAAAAAUAUGCACUUCAAGGGUCAUAGUGUAACUUAUUUUUUAUGGGUGGUUUUAAAAGUAGUUGAAGAUCCCUGAGUGUAAGCUGCAAUUCCUUUUGGUGGGCAUUGCCACUGAUUAAGAUCAUCCACUUAUUGAUCACAAGACAUCUGAUUGAUAGUAUUACUUACCAUGUGAAUAUUGUGUCCCGCUGUUAUCAUAAUGGA
Molecule: messenger RNA, 3913 nt
Organism: Morus notabilis
Lineage: Eukaryota; Viridiplantae; Streptophyta; Magnoliopsida; Rosales; Moraceae
Product: kinesin-like protein KIN-14J
Exons: 22
Coding region: 225-3569 (1114 amino acids)
Biological process (GO): microtubule-based movement
Molecular function (GO): ATP binding; microtubule motor activity; microtubule binding
Source: RefSeq, a predicted model, not a curated record